ACCGCGGGCGGUGUUCGGCCACUCCCCGUCUUUUAAUCGCUCCCCGCCUGGGUCGCUGCUCGUGCUUGUCCCGCCUUCCUCGUUGGCAGUCAGUUGAACGCUCCCCUCUGAUCGUCGUCCUCCAAACACCGGGUAACCAUUUGUCAACAUACAUGCGCCGUACUCCUGAUAUCACUUUUCUACCGCAUUUCGGCUCCAAAGUUGAACUUCUCCUCAAGGGAACAGAAAAAGAAGAGGUUUCUUCCUCUACCCCGGAACAAAUUUCAAGUCACAAGCCAUGCUCCUGUCCUCAUCGCCACUCCUGAUCCUUGGCCUCCUUACGUUCUCAUGGGCUGCUAAAAUCAUUGUGGUCCCACCAACCCUGUUUGAAUCACAUAUGUACAUCUUCAAGACGUUGGCCACCUCUCUACACCAGGAGGGCCACGAGAUCCAUUUCCUCGUCUCAGAGGGUCGAGAGGUACUCCCUUCCCCUCACUAUAAACUACAGCGCUACCCGGGCGUCUUCAACAGCAGCACAGCUGAGAGUUUCCUGCAGUCUAAAGUCGGCAACAUCUUUUCAGGCCGCCUUACAUUUCUGGAGCUUUUUGACAUUCUUGAACACUACAGUCAAAAUUGUGAUGUUAUAGUAGGUAAUACAGAUGUUAUGGCUCGCCUCAAGCAGGCCAAAUUUGACCUGUUGCUGGUGGACCCCAAUGAAAUGUGCGGGUUUGUACUUGCGCAUAUUCUGGGCUUGAAAUAUGCUGUGUUCAGCACAGGUUUGUGGUACCCUACGGAGGUGGGUGCCCCGACCCCGCUCUCGUACGUGCCCGUUUUCAACUCACUGCUGACCGACCGCAUGUCACUGUUCCAAAGGAUCUCCAACACUGCUGUCUACCUCUUGGAGAACUUUGGAGUCCAUUUUAUUCUGAUCCCCAAGUACGACCGUAUCAUGAGAAAACAUGGAAUAAAGCCGCAAGUGGCUAUGACUGAACUGGUGCGAGGCAGCCAAAUGUGGAUGCUGUGCACAGACUUGGCGCUGGAGUUCCCCAGGCCCACCCUACCGCACGUGGUCUACAUCGGAGGCAUCCUCACCAGACCCGCAAACCCCCUGCCACAGGACUUUGAACUAUGGGUUAAUGAUACAGCGGAGAACGGCUUUGUUGUGGUGUCCUUUGGCGCUGGGGUGAAGUAUCUUUCCAAUGACAUUGCGCACAAACUGGCUGGAGCUCUUGCCAGGCUACCCCAGCAAGUCAUCUGGAGAUUUUCUGGUGUCCCACCCAAUAACAUUGGCAACAACACCAAGCUUGUUGAUUGGAUGCCUCAGAAUGACCUAUUGGGCCACCCCAACAUAAGGGCUUUCUUGAGUCACGGUGGGCUUAACAGUAUCUUUGAGGCCAUGUACCACGGGGUGCCAGUGGUGGGUGUGCCCCUGUUUGGAGACCACUAUGACACAAUGACCCGUGUGACCGCCAAAGGUAUGGGCAUUAUGUUGCACUGGAAAAGCAUGAGCGAAGAUGACCUUUACAAUGCCCUGGUCACCGUCAUAAAUGACACAAGGUACCAACAGCGGGCUACCCUUCUCUCUACUAUCCACAAAGACCAGCCAGACCACCCAGUGGCCAGAGCCGUCUACUGGAUCAACUACACCCUCCGUCACAAUGGCACAGACCACCUGCGCUCAGCAGUAUAUGACAUAUCCCUCUAUCAGUACUUCUUGCUGGAUGUCAUUUUCAUCGUAGGGGCAGCCUUGUUUAUUUCUGGCUUUGCUUUGAGACAUUUGGGACAGUUACUGAGAGCAAGGUUUGGUGACAAGAGCCAAGUAAGCAGCGUUUCCAGGGAGGAGGGCAACAUGGUCAACGGACACUCCCACUCCAUGUCCAACGGUAAACACAAAUGCAAUGGCUCCUUGAAGAACGAGAAGAAGGUGAAUUAAUAUUCUCAAAUGGCUCAGAGGGAUAAGGAGGCAGUUGCUCAAGGGUGUAGCCCUUGGUUUGGGUUAUGUUUUUAUAAAACGUUUGGGGGAAGGUCUGCAUCAAGAGGCAACUGCCACUUGGAAUGAAGCUUAAGAAGGAUACGCAUAUGAUGCGUGUGUUUGUGAGUGUGUGUGUAGAAGUGUGUCCACUGACGACAAUUUAAAGUCUAAUAACAGCAACUGCUUCGGCACAUCACCAAAUUGGAACACCAAGGAUGACACACUUCUCUCCAUCACAUCUUCGUGACCAUUUAAGAGUGGAAUGGCCAUGAUGAAGUGACAUCACUAACUACAGCCAAACUCUUAAAAUAUUUGGAAUAUUUAGUUAAUCACUGCAAAGCUUACCAAGCGUGUGCAUCAGCUUGAGGGCACAUCUAUUUAUUACUGUAAAAACAAGUUUUAAUGAUGGAUGUUUUAUCUUCUUUUCAUUUAUUUAAUGGAUUUAUUUCGUGUUGUGAUAGAAUGAUGGUGGAUAUACAGUCGCUCCAAUACCCACAAUGGACAUGAUUAGUUUUACAAUUGCUCCCCACCUCUGCAUUCCGUCUCUGGCUUAAAUGUAAGUCUGUCUGAUCAUUCCUCUGUAUGUCAGGUUCAAUGGACCCUUGUCGCAUGAUGCAAGUCCAUUUCUGCUUGACGACUUUUAGGGUGUAUGUUUACUUUGGCUUCCUGUAUUCGCCAAUAGAAUACAUUGCAAAAAAAACUAUAAUGGUGAAUGAAUAAUGAAAGUAAAACUAAUGUUUUAUUAUUAGCUUGGUUAGCCACCUGUCUGCUUUCCUCAGUCAGUGGAGUGCUAAAUGUAUAUCUAUCGAAGUAUAUAUCUAUCAGAUCUAUCUAUUUUAGAACAGGUUGAAUCACUGGUCAGAUUUCUCAUUUUGGGAGAGAGAGUGUCCUUGCGCCAGGAUCUGAGAAACUAAUUUGAUUUACUAUGAAGACGAUUGCUAAUACUCGGAUUGAAUAUUAAUUAAUUAUUAUUAUUAUUAUUAUUAUUAAAGCUUAAAGUAAGAUAUUAAUCUGGCUCUUUCCUUAUUAGUCUUAUUCAGUCGGUGAAUACAUAAGUAAAUCUACACCCUGGAAGUGAUGAAGUGAAGUGGUCUGACAUCACAGUGAAAUGGGUUGAUUUAAGUAACUUUUAUGUUCAAGCUCUGUUAUGUUCAGGCUUGAUGUAUUGUUAUAAGCUAAUGUAAUGAAUAGUAAAUAAUACAAUUUCUAUAGUGACCUUGAAGGGUCCCAUGGACGAAUUAGUCGUAUCCUUCCUGUAACCUGCAUAAUCAAUAUUAAUGAUACCCACUUAAGUAUGGAUGUGCUUGUGGACUUGAUGUGAGGUGUGAUGGGUAAUUGCGCCAGUGUAGACACAAGGUUUGGAACAAACAAAGCAAAUUAAUGUGUAGCCUUGUAAAACCUGUAUGUUACGAAAACCCCUUUUGCCUUUUUGCCAUUCAUCAUAAGAACUGUAAAGGAGUUUCACAAUAAUUUUAGUACACUAGCUGUUGUCUCAAACUACUCCAUGGUGUUUUGAAAUUUAUCAGGCAAAGUAGAUAGGCUGUUGUCAGUUCUAUAUGCAUAUGCAAAACAGAUAUACAGUCAGACGAGACAUAAGCUUGCCAUAUGUACUAACUAGGGCUGGGCAUUAUAAUGAGUUGAUCAUUUAGAAUUCUGUAAUUUGAAUUGAUUGUUCAUUAAUUGUGUGUGGAAUUGAGGCAAAAGGCAAUGCUGGGCUGCUACGAGCUGAGGCGAUGUCUGAAGAAAAACAUGACGUCAGGCUAUGGGAAGCUACUGUACCUCCACACAGACCUCUCUCUAUGGCACAAGCCUUCCGGACAGCAUUAUUUUGCCCCAUGUGACACAGGCACCGAUAUGAGAGUUCAGAGCAUCGAGACAAACUCUCCCAUUAAAAGUACCGUAAUUUCUCAUGGAAAUGCGCAACCCAAAGUUGACCUCAAAAUUCUGAAAAACCCUUCUACCUUUGGAUAAUGCAUUUUUACAAUGCAUGAUUUUGCUUCUACCCAUAUGAUCAAAACAUGAAGUAUUUUUAAAGAAUUAUUCUGAAGUUAAGCACUUUAUUUGAACAUGUAAUACUUUUUAAUUUACUUCCUCUUAUUUUGAAAUUCACAGCCUUACUUCAAUUUAGUAAAUGAGAAAACACCCAGUUGUGCUCAUAUGUUUGAUUACCCAGGCAGAAUUUGUAAGAUGGAUACAAUUCUUUAAAGAAAACAUAAAGGGCUAGGCGAAAGACAUUUAAUUUUAUUUUAAUGGGAUUCAAAUUAAACUGUCAAGCAUUCAGAAAAGCAUUAUCAUUAAACAAAACAUAAACAUAAAGAAACGAAUGAUGGUUGUUUUUCAGUCAUAUAAAAAAAAAACCCUAAUAUUUCACAAAUUCUGCCAGGGUAUGUAAACUUAUGAGCACAACUGUACAUACAGUAUAUGCAGUCAUACAUACCCCUGGCAUAUUGGAAUGAAAGUGUAGGCUACACCUUUUUCCCUAACCUCUAGGUGGUGGCAUAUUAGAAUUUAAGUAUACUCCUUUCUCAUAACCGCUAGGUGGGAGUGACAUUGGAAUGAAAAUGUACAGCUUUUUCAUAACCUCUAUAUGGCGGCAUACAUUUAUAUAAUGUGAAAGCUUUUUCAUUUCCCCCUAUACCUAUGUAUAAUGCGCACAAUUGGCUGACAAUUUUUUUGCCUGGGAAAAUGCGCAUUAUAUACGAGAAAUUAUGGUAUUUGAUGUUUUAACUACAUAUAUUUCCAAUACUGCGCCUGCUGUGAGCUGGCAAUUUGUUUGUCUAAAUAUAAAUUAUGAUACUUUUUUUUUUUUUUUUUUUUUUUUUGAAACAAGUCUAAUUCCCAUACCCUGGACUGGCCUCAACCACUAUAGUAAAUGGCAGUGUCAACAUGACAUACUACACCUUAACAACACACAGGGAACAUGGUGGGAGUAUCUUCACAGUGACUCAUUGGACAUUUCACAAGCAGUAACUUGUUGACAUGUUAAACUGAAAUAAAUGUCAUCCAACUAGUUUUCAACUUCAUGAAUUGUUUUUGAAGCGCCUCCAGGAGUUUAUUUUUAAAAUGUUGCACAAACCACAUGUCUGCAAGAUCCAAAGAGAAUUAUUGGGAAAUGAUCCAAAAGAGAAUACAGUAUAUGUGUAACUGUUUUAUUUUCCAGCACCUUGAUUGAACUUUUGCUAGUGCAAGUUGAGCAAACUUCUUAAGUAGCACACACAAAUAGGCCCUAUAUUUUUAUGUGGUUCCAGGAUUUUAAAUGUGAGUACCUAGUUUCAUAACAGUUUAAAAACAUUGGUUUUUCAUGAAACCAUAAAAAUGCCCUUUUCUAGCAAUGCAUUUUUUGAUGCAAAAUUGCAUUCUCUUGAGAAGAGACUGCAAUACAUUAAUGAACCUUUCAACCUUUGUAUGUGAAAGUUUUCUUGUCUUCCUUUCUCCUGUGAGCUGCAAUGACACCAACCUAUGCCUGCUAUAAAGAUACUUGAAAUAUCAUUUUCAUCAGUAAUACAUUCAGCUGUCAGUUUUGUGGGCCAUCAGGUGCUGCACGAGCUAGGAACGGGGUCUGGCGGGACAUAAGCAAAUUUAUGAUGGUGCAUUGUUAUUUUUGCCUUUUAUUUCAGUAUUAAAGUUGUAAUGGACCACCUAGCUCCUUUUUAAAUUCUCAUUUCUGUAGGCUAACAAUUGUUACAUUUUUUUUUUUUUAAUGAAUGAGAAUUCCACAGUGUUUUCUCUGUAGCCUUUUGUAUCUCUUCCCAGCAUUUCAUAUUAUAUUUUGGAUCCUAAACUGUUUGACUGCAAUUUCAAAUUUGUUUCCCAUGUGUUGUAAAUACAACAAU
This is a messenger RNA of Phycodurus eques (leafy seadragon), 5784 nucleotides long. It is a transcript of the gene ugt8, whose product is annotated as UDP glycosyltransferase 8. The transcript has 6 exons. The coding region runs from base 278 to 1912 and encodes 544 amino acids. The record is from RefSeq and is a predicted model, not a curated record. NCBI's taxonomy places the organism in Eukaryota, Metazoa, Chordata, Actinopteri, Syngnathiformes, Syngnathidae. Gene Ontology annotation, molecular function: UDP-glycosyltransferase activity.